UACCAACAUACACAUACACACACUGCUUACAUUACACUGUGGAAGCAGUGCGGAGCAGUGGGAAGUCGGUCCACGGCGGUUUUCCUUCUCUACUUCUUUUCUGAUUGUUUUAUGACUUCUCCUUUUAUCCCUCCUGCGUUGAGGAUGUAUUUUGAAGCCGCGUGCAGCGUUGCUCGUUGUCUUAUCUGAGUGUCACAAUUCUUCCAGUUGCACAUCCAUCCUUUACCUUUUCACCUCCAGACGGUGUUUUGGUUUUGUUAGCUCACUUUUUUCCUUACAUUUUUCCAAGGACGAAACAUCUUCUGCAUUGGACCACCGAGGAAAUAUUUCUCACUUUUAUAAAUGCACUUUUCUUUUUUACUGGACCAUAUCCGUCGUCGGUUUGGUGUGUGUUGACUGAAAAACUAGUGAUGAGAUUUUAACUCGUGGUUUGUCUACCUUUUUUAUUUUUGCCUCAUGACAUUGAGGCGUGCACCGGACUCUCUUUCUGAGCCUUUAAAACUCAAGUGUUUAGGGUGUGAGUUUCUGUGUGUUUUAGUUUAAACACAACCACACACUCCUCCUGUUGCUCCAGUGAAAACACACCGGCAGCGUGUUUGCACGCCGCUUCCUCUCCGACUGACUCGCCGGUCUACGCUCCGGUUAAAGACGGGGACUCGGUUUCGGGGGAUUUUAGUGGGAGUUUUCUCCUCCGUAGUUUUGGACAGUGCUGUGCUUUCAGUUUUCUUGGUGAAACAGUUAAAAACAAAUACAAAAUGCCACAGUUAUCAGGCGGCAGCGGAGACCCGGAGCUGUGCGCCACGGACGAGAUGAUCGCGUUCAAAGACGAAGGAGACCCGCACAAGGAGCAGAUCUUCGCCGAGCUCAGCCACUCUGAGGAGGAGGGAGACCUGGCAGACAUCAAGUCAUCUCUGGUCAACGAGUCAGAGAGCAGCCCCAACAGCAACAGCCACGAUGGAAUGAGACAGUCCCAAAUGUCGCAAGAUUCAUAUCACGAAAAACACAGAGACCACAUGGAAGAAGCAAAACUCCAAGACCUGUACAGUAAGGGCCAUCAGUACCAGGGCUACCCGGGCUACAGUAUCAUGAUGAGCAACAUGAACGACAACUACAUGAGCAAUGGCUCCAUCUCGCCGCCCAUGGCCAGAACGGUCAGUACCAUAUCUCUAAAUGUAAAUGUUAGCUUAUCAGUUUGAUGGCAGGAAUGUAUAUCUAGAAAAAUGACUCCGAAGCUGAUUCUAUCAUUAUUGCUAUUU
Molecule: messenger RNA, 1256 nt
Organism: Gymnodraco acuticeps
Lineage: Eukaryota; Metazoa; Chordata; Actinopteri; Perciformes; Bathydraconidae
Product: lymphoid enhancer-binding factor 1-like
Exons: 3
Coding region: 756-1196 (146 amino acids)
Biological process (GO): regulation of transcription by RNA polymerase II; canonical Wnt signaling pathway
Cellular component (GO): beta-catenin-TCF complex
Molecular function (GO): RNA polymerase II cis-regulatory region sequence-specific DNA binding; DNA-binding transcription factor activity, RNA polymerase II-specific
Source: RefSeq, a predicted model, not a curated record